AUAACCUAUACCAUAGUUAUUUACAUGGUUAAGUACACGUGAAUUUUGGGAAGAAGAUGCAGUUAACAAUGUCAAAAGGAUUUAAUAAAGAAGAAAUACGUAAAAUGCUUCAGAAAGAGGAACAAUUUAUUUCACAUAUAUUAUCUAUAAUGCCCGUGUCGACGCAUGAAUUCGCUGAAAAAAAUGAUCCAACGAAGGAAGAAGAACCUACAAAAAAAGUGAAGAAUUUUGUUAUACCAGGCAAGAAGACUAAAAGAGCACAGUCCUUUAAAGAAUUACAUGCAAAAUUGGAGGAAUUGAAGGGUGUAAAGAAGUUGCAUUACAAACAGAAACUUCUUAAGAAAACUUUGAAAAAUAAAUUGAAGAAGAAGAAGAAGAAGGAAGAGCGUUUAUUACAGAGAAAGCUUGCUAGGAUAGAACAAAAUACAGUUGAUGGGAGUAAAAUAAAGACAGAAAAUGAAGAAGUACCAAAAGUGCCAAAACCUAAACCAGUUUUCAAUUCGGAAGGUAAAAUGGUGUUUAGCAAAUUUGACUUCUCUGAGAUUGGCGUAAAGAAGAAAUUACCUAAAAGUCAGAAUGACCCUAAAAAGAUGUUACAACAACUACAACAGAAAAAGGAAAAAUUAAAGCAAUUAGAAGAUUUAGGAGAUAAAGAAGAAGCUGAAGACAUUAGAGAGAAAGAUACAUGGAAAUCUGCAUUGGCAAAAGCAUCUGGUGAAAAGGUUAAAGAUGAUCCCGAUUUACUGAAACGUACUAUAAAACGGAACGAACAGAAAAAGAAACACAGUGCAAAUAAAUGGAAUUCCAGGAUAGAGAAUGUACAGAAAUCUAUGCAGGAAAGGCAAGAAAAGCGACGAGAAAAUAUUAUGAAAAAGAAGAAAGAAAAGAAACAGAAUAAAUUGAAAAAGGCAGCAAAGAAAGGACGCAUAAUACCCGGAUUGUAAUUGUCAAUUAUUUAUAUAGCUAUAAUUGCAAAUUAACUUUGUAAAAUUUGUUAUUACGUAUCCUGUCGAAAAUCAUUCUAUUCAUCAAUCUGAUAUAGGAAGGCAGAUG
This is a messenger RNA of Atta colombica, 1053 nucleotides long. RefSeq names its product surfeit locus protein 6 homolog (gene Surf6). The transcript has 4 exons. Gene Ontology annotation, molecular function: RNA binding; DNA binding. Gene Ontology annotation, cellular component: nucleolus. NCBI's taxonomy places the organism in Eukaryota, Metazoa, Arthropoda, Insecta, Hymenoptera, Formicidae. The coding region runs from base 57 to 944 and encodes 295 amino acids. The record is from RefSeq and is a predicted model, not a curated record. Gene Ontology annotation, biological process: ribosomal small subunit biogenesis; ribosomal large subunit biogenesis.